Messenger RNA from Alnus glutinosa, 1481 nucleotides. RefSeq names its product endonuclease III homolog 1, chloroplastic. The record is from RefSeq and is a predicted model, not a curated record. Lineage: Eukaryota; Viridiplantae; Streptophyta; Magnoliopsida; Fagales; Betulaceae. Gene Ontology annotation, cellular component: chloroplast nucleoid; nucleus. The transcript is spliced from 11 exons. The coding region runs from base 35 to 1192 and encodes 385 amino acids. Gene Ontology annotation, molecular function: DNA-(apurinic or apyrimidinic site) endonuclease activity; oxidized pyrimidine nucleobase lesion DNA N-glycosylase activity; DNA binding. Gene Ontology annotation, biological process: base-excision repair; nucleotide-excision repair; base-excision repair, AP site formation.
UCUGGCAUUGUCCUUCUGUCCCUCCAAAACCCAAAUGUCCCUUAUUCUCUCCGGCUGUCGCUUCAGCACCGUUCCAGUUGCCAUUGGUUUUGGGCGAAGCAGGUUAUUCGGGAGCAUGUCCAAACCCAAAACAAGAUUCUCUUCCAACCCCCUCCAAUCCAAAACUGAAAUUCGCGCUUCAGAGCCAAUCCCAGGUUCUGAAUCUUCCAAUGGCGGUUCUGUAACAGAACUUCGUGUUUUUGUGAGGAAAAAGAGAGUGAAAAGGACUGUAGAAGUUCAAGAAGAGGAGCAUGAAGCCGAACCUCAUGACGGCAAACUAUGUGGCCUACCUGACAUUGAAGAAUUUGCAUACAAAAGAGCGAAUGGAUCUUUUCAGUCAAGGAAGUCAACUCCCGCCUCAGACAUGCUUCCAGUGGAAACUGAAGUUGCUUCUUCAAUCAGACCUAGAGGUAAACCACCUCCCAACUGGGAAAAAGUCCUUGAAGGGAUUCGCAAAAUUAGGUCUGCUGAGGAUGCACCAGUAGACACGAUGGGCUGUGAGAAAGCUGGCAAUUCUCUUCCUCCUAAGGAGAGAAGAUUUGCUGUCUUAGUAUCUUCGCUUUUGUCAAGUCAAACCAAGGAUAAUGUUACUCAUGGAGCAAUUCAGCGUCUGCUUCAAAAUGGUCUGCUUACUGCUGAUGCCAUUGACAAAGCCGAUGAAGCAACUAUCAAAAGCUUGAUUUACCCUGUUGGAUUUUAUACAAGAAAAGCUACUAACUUGAAGAAAAUUGCAAAAAUUUGUCUCAUGAAGUUUGAUGGAGACAUUCCUAGCUCAUUGGAGGAACUACUCUUACUUCCAGGGAUAGGCCCUAAGAUGGCUCAUUUGGUUAUGAAUGUUGGAUGGAAUAAUGUUCAAGGGAUUUGUGUAGAUACUCAUGUGCACCGCAUUUGUAAUAGGCUUGGAUGGGUGUCAAGGCCAGGCACAAAACAGAAAACUUCAACACCUGAGGAAACAAGAAAGGUGUUGCAACUAUGGCUUCCGAAGGAAGAAUGGGUUCCAAUUAACCCUCUUUUGGUAGGAUUUGGACAGACGGUUUGUACUCCCCUCAGACCCAACUGUGGAAUAUGCAGUGUAAGUGAGUUCUGCCCAUCUGCCUUCAAGGAGACCUCGAGCCCAUCAUCAUCAUCAUCAUCCAGGUCAAAAAAGCUUUGAUCACUUUGAUUCUCAUCUUCCCCCACUUUUGUGGACAUUGCAAUCCUCUAAAGGCUUCUUUUUUUUUGAGUAUCAUAGAUAUUAGAUAGACAGAGACCGUUGAUGUAAUUUAGGAGGAAGAUGGUUCGCCUUUGUAUAUUGCGAAAGGGAAUGGGGGAAAUGCAGAUUUGUAUACUCUUACCGAUGGUUAUGUCCUAGCGCAGCGGAAGUAAAGAGUCUUCAGACAAAAUAAUUUUUAACAAAAAGGUCAUUUGAUUUGAUUGAAGUGGGAAUACCUCUUUGGGGAUUU